Messenger RNA from Trichophyton benhamiae CBS 112371, 1215 nucleotides. RefSeq lists its product as uncharacterized. The transcript has a single exon. Lineage: Eukaryota; Fungi; Ascomycota; Eurotiomycetes; Onygenales; Arthrodermataceae. The coding region runs from base 1 to 1215 and encodes 404 amino acids. The record is from RefSeq and is a predicted model, not a curated record.
AUGUUCAACCUACGGUUUAUCCUGGGCAUAAUAUCUCUCGCGUUAUCAUCUCAGGUUACUUCCAGUCCUAUCCAUCGUCCUCGACGAGCUGAGCUCUUUAAUCGAGGCUUAUACUCAACCCAUACACAAAAUACAGCCGUCAUGACCCUCACAGUUACCCCGACCGUCGCUGGCUCGACUGUCCCUGUUACAAUGUGUGUGGAUCUACAAAAAGCUGGCAGCACCGGUACCCCUUCAAUAGUUCCAUGCCCGAUGAUCACCCACUCUAAUAAGGCUGCGGACACUACUACUUCUGCACCUGCUACUUCAAGCACCUCGACUUUGAAAAACGGUGAAGUUCCUGCAAUUGAAGUUGGGACGGGGAGUCCUCCUAUUUCCUAUCUAUAUUCUUCGUCCUGGUACUACUUCCCAACCAUGGCACCGGCCACCAGUUCUUACAGCCCGUCUAGUUCUGGCACAUCCUCUACUAUUUCACCAUCUACCACCCAACCAACAAUGUCAACGGCUUCACCAAGUAGCACUAGGACUUCGCCUAUAUCCACGGCGGUUCCUUCAGAUACUACAACAACUAGUCUUCCGAUCAAAGUCACCAGCCUGCCAGUGUCCAGCAGCACCUCAGUACGGGGAACAACUUCACUUCUAUCUCAGUCGACAUCCGAUUCUCAACAAUCCAGGCCCACCACAGUCUUUAAUACAACUACAAAGACAGUGUACCUGCCGCCAAGCAGCACAGGGUUCACUUCGAGUUACACUGCUGUUCCAACCACCACAUCUGCUGCAUACCCUGGCUGGAACUCCACUCUUCCAUCCUUCAGUACUAUUACGCAGUCGAUAACAACAUCAGUCACUGUAACUUCAGGCUUCUAUUCAAGCUCCUUCACUCCUCCAGCUACCACUAGUUCGCCUUCGUCAACUUCAACUGUUCAGUUGACCACCUCCUCGACUACUACCUCCCUAUCUACAAGUAGCCCAUCUACCACCGAGCCUGCUACAGAAUCGCCAACUAUGAUAUACACCUCGUUUAGCAACACCCUACCCUCCUUCACUACAACCUCGUCGGAGUUAUCAACUUCGCAGACUGUGACUUCUGUUUAUGCUCCUGCCCCUCCGCCAACGGAAACCCCCACUACUUCCUCAAAUCCUCUCGUUGUAAUUCCAGUCACGGACGAGGCCCCAGCCCCGACUGGCAUUGAACUCAUACCAAUAGAGCCAUAA